AGCUGCAUCUUAGCUCUCCAGACAACAACUUGCCAAGCUGCGAAAGGCAGAUUUAGUUUGUUUUGCAGAUGGUCUAUGAGUCUCAUGUGGCAUCAUAUUAAAUUAUAUAGGCAGUCAGUCAUUUGUUCUGAAGUGAUGCACUGAGCUGAGAGAUGUAUCAGGAGCCUUCUGUUGGAAAACAAGCUCUACAGCUACGAAUACAGCUUCACAGACCAGCAACGAAAAGGGGGCCUACAAGGAAAGGGACUUGAAGUACCUUACAGACAGCUAGUUCUCCUUGUGCAGAUAAAAUGAGGGUGACUUGGACAAUGUACAAUGGGCUGUGGAGCCCUUUGCCCUAAAGUGUCUGAACUACAGGAAGAAGGAAUAAAUGCCAUUAAUUUACCUCUCAGUCCAAUUCCAUUUGAACUAGACCCUGAGGACACGAUGCUGGAGGAAAAUGAAGUCCGAACAAUGAUUGAUCCAAAUUCAAGAAGUGACCCCAAAUUACAAGAGCUAAUAAAGGUAUUAAUUGACUGGAUUAAUGAUGUAUUGGUAGGAGAAAGGAUCAUUGUGAAAGACCUUGCUGAAGACAUGUAUGAUGGACAAGUAUUACAGAAAUUAUUUGAGAAACUUGAGAGUGAAAAACUGAAUGUUGCUGAAGUCACGCAGUCUGAAAUUGCUCAGAAGCAGAAAUUACAGACAGUUCUUGAAAAGAUUAAUGAAACCCUUAAACUUCCUCCAAGGAGCAUCAAGUGGACCGUUGACUCUGUUCAUGCAAAAAGUCUUGUAGCAAUACUUCGUCUUUUGGUUGCAUUGUCACAGUAUUUUCGGGCACCAAUCAGACUCCCAGACCAUGUGUCCAUUCAGGUUGUUGUUGUCCAGAAACGAGAAGGAAUCCUCCAGUCCCGACAAAUCCAAGAGGAAAUAACUGGUAACACUGAGGCAUUAUCAGGAAGGUAUGAACGGGAUGCAUUUGACACUUUAUUUGACCAUGCUCCAGACAAGCUCAAUGUUGUAAAAAAGACCCUCAUCACUUUUGUGAACAAGCACCUGAAUAAACUGAAUUUGGAGGUUACAGAACUGGAAACCCAGUUUGCAGAUGGUGUGUACCUAGUGCUGCUAAUGGGUCUCCUGGAGGGCUAUUUUGUGCCUCUGCACAGCUUUUUCUUGACUCCUGAUAGUUUUGAACAAAAGGUCAUUAAUGUGUCCUUUUCAUUUGAGCUAAUGCAAGAUGGAGGGUUGGAAAAACCAAAACCGAGGCCAGAAGAUAUUGUAAAUUGUGACUUGAAGUCCACACUGAGAGUGCUGUACAAUUUGUUUACCAAAUACCGGAAUGUGGAGUGAGGAAUUUAUUUGGGACAGAUGUACGUCUGCUAACAAAGCAACCCAUCACAACAAACAAUCAUAUGCUUCACGGUCAUUCCUUUGCAUUUGUAUUUUUUAGAGGAGCUGAAUCAUUUCUCAGAAGUGUUUUGAAUUGAUUAUUCUGCUACGCUUAUUAUACCAUAUGCUUAAAAAAUUAGGGCUACAUUAAACCAAAUGAAAUGAUGAAGUAAAAAGUCUGAAGGAAGAUAAGUAGGUACCUUCUGGGGAAUUCCAUCUCUGGUUAAUAUAUCUCUAGUCUGUUUUAAAAUACUCAGAGCAACAAGCAAUAGACUUGAUAGCUUUAAUUAAACUGGACUUUGGAACCAAUUGUAGGAGGUUAUCUUCAGCUGUAUAUUAAAUAUUAAUUUGAAAAAAAUCAGUUAUUUUUCUAAUCUGAGAGAAGACAAUAUCUUCUAUCCAUAAUAAGAUGGAUGCAUCAGGGGAUCCUGCUAACUUACUGAAUGUGUAUGGAAGGAUAACUAGGAUGUGAUGGUUCACACUGGAACUAAGAAGAAGAGAUCUGUAAAAGGCACUAAACCUGGUUAACUAUUUUAUGCUGUUGUAUAAAUCAAGGCUUAAAUUUUCUGGGUACUAACUGAUAUGACUACUUAUUCCUGCAGACUCAUAAUGAUGUGAUGUUCUGAUUUAAAUGUGCAUUGUCGAUCAAUCGGAACAGCACUCUUUACACCUUGUAUGCUUGAUUUUGUGCAAUGAGAAGACCUUUACUGCAAAGUACAAAAUUCAGUACAGUGUCAAAACCUUAUAGUACAGACUCUUCAUAAGUAUAGGAUCUAUCCUACAAGGACACCCAGGGAUAGUAGAAACUGAAGUAAAAGAAUUGUUUUUACUUAAAAUGAACAGUUUAGAAAAAUAUAAUUGGUAUAAAAUAUGCAGUAUGUUGGAAGGGCACAAGGAAUUAAUAAUUAAAGCCUACAUUUAAAAAAAAAGUGGGUUCCCAACUAAAGACCUUAAAGAAGCCUGAUUUUCAGAAAGUGGGUGCUCAAUACUUACUGGAAAUCAGACCUCUUUAGGGUGCUUCAAGUUAGGCACCCAAAAAUGGAAGCACGCAAGAUCACUGUUCACUUUUGAAAAAUUAAGCCAAAAGCAUAAUAAGAGUAGUGAGGCGUGUUUAGCAUACACAUUUUAAUACAAGUGGUAAAGAAUGAUCAAGAAAAGUAAAGUUUGUAGUGUGUCAUACUGUAAUAUUUGUAAAGCUAUUAGAUGGGAUAGCACUUAAAUACUGUAGCCUAAAAAAUACGGGAUAAACAACUUUUAUUUUUACACUGAUAUUUUGCCUUUACUUUAGAAAGAAAUUAUAUAAAUUUAACAGAAAAUAAAAUAGUGCCUGUUUUUCUCUAUAGUCUAUUUUAUACAUUGAGCUGCAGGCCUACUAUGUUGCUAGUUUAGAUUUAUUUACAUAAAAGGAGGCAGUGUCUAUCUCCUUGGUUAGUUCAUGAUUGAAUUGUUUUGUUGUACAAUGUACAUCAUGCAAAAGUAUGAUUGUUAUUUUCUGGAAACAGUCCUCCACCCUUCACAUUCUAAUACAUUGUUUGGCAUUAACUCAGACUUGCUGUGAUUGUUACGAUACAAGAUUAUGUGGAAGUUUUAGAUGAAUAAGAAUUAUUUUUCCGCUCUAAUCAUGACAUAUAUGAGCUGUGAUGAUUUUACAUUUUCAGUUGUAAGACACACAGGAGACAUGGGGCCUGCUUCUCCUCUCGCACCUCUGUCAGGCCUCAAUUGGAUAGGCAUAGGUGUCCAUGCUAGUAGAUCACAUUGCAUGAGUCUAAAUCAGGAACAGUGCCAUUGAAACCAGUGGUUACCAAGGAGAGUAGUAAAUUAAUCAUUACUUAGAAUUUUAAAAUCAACAUUUAGAUGUCUUUCUAAGAGGGAUGCUCCGACUCAGCCACACAUUAUUAGGCUCAAUAGUGUUCACUUAAAUAGUUGAAAAGAAAAAAAAAUUCUUUUAGGGCUGGAAUUACUGGGUAAAAUUUUUGGCCUGUCUUAUGCUGCAGGUCAGACUAGAUGGCCAUAGUGGUCCCUUCUGGCCUCAAACUCUAUGAAUUACACCAGUGUAAAAUUAGUAUAGGUGAAAGGAGAACCAUACCUGCGGUCUCUUGAAUCAGUUUAUCUGAAGAAAUGCAAUGCUGGUAAGAAUUAUUCAUAACAGAUUUAUGUUACUCAUUAUCUGAAGCGCUAAAUAUUUUAUUUUGCAGUUUUUGCUUAUUUCUUUUUCAGUGCAGUCAUUAGUGUUAAAUCAAGCAAUGAUGUUCUUCCAUGGAUACUAAGUGAUGUUAAAUAAUAAGCUGAUAUUAACUUCAGUUGAGGUGCUUAUUGAGAUUCAUUACUCUGAGAGGUAAUAUUGACUGAGGCAAAGACAACAUCGAUAUUUAAUUCAAGGAACAAUAAACCAGGAUGUUCAUUGAACCAAGUAUUCAAUAUCUGUAUUGUUACUUACUUUCUGAAUGUCCAAAGACUAUCUGGAUAUCCCUACAUUUUAGUAAUGGUUUUCAAAUGCAUGGCAGCUUUUCCUUUUCUAAAGGGCUUAUGAAGUUAGAGGUUUAGAAAAGAAAAAAUAUUUUCUUUUUUUAAAAAGGUAAAUAACUGUACUUUUUGCUCCCAGUCAGAAUGCUCUAAUUUGUAUAUGUCAUCUGAUUAGUUAAUGUCCUUCUAGAUCUCAGUAUUAUUGACCUUUUGAGGAGAUAAACAAUAGGAACUCAUCCUGCGGUGGAUUUUUUUGAAAGCCAGUCAUGAGCCAGAAGUGUUCUCCUGUACAUACCCAUAGUUACAGUAUGUUUUAAUACUUUGCCAGGAAGUUUCAGGUUUCCCUCCUUUGGUUAUUUGGCAUUUAUUUUGUCCAUCUACAAGUCUAUAUGCUAGUAAGUGCUAGAAUGCCACAGCUCAGUUCUUUAUUUUAUUUUUUACAGAUUUUAUUCAGCUGGAAAGACAUGGCACUCUCACACACACUGAACAUAUUAUAUGAGCAAAGCAUAUAUUUUUAACUGCCUUUGUUUUCAGGAGAGCGCUUUUUUAGUGAAGACAGCUCUCUGUGCAUAGAAGAAAGAUUACGGACAGCAAAUCUAAUUGUUUCUUGCAUCUGUGCAUUCUUAUUAUGGGUUGCUCUGCUAAUGAAGUAGGGUUGUGAGUUCAAUUCUUGAGUGGGCCAUUUAGAGAUUUGGGGCAAAAAUCUGUUUGGGGAUUGGUCCUGCUUUGAGCAGGGGGUUGGACUAGAUGACCUCCUGAGGUCCCUUCCAGCCCUGAUAUUCUAUGAUUCUGUGAUUCUAUGAAUUGGCAAAAUUUUUGUGUCAGUAAAUUCCAUCUAAAACAAAUCAAUGGUCAGAAUUGUGAAAUACUUACAGUACAGUAAUUGUUGGACACUUAAGACUAUAAAAUCUCAUUGUUUUUCAAAACAAAAUUUAAAUUUUUAUACGAACAUCCAUUUUAUAGCAAGAAUUUUUGUAAACUAAAAUCUUAUAUAACUAUAUGAGAACACAAGUAUUAUAAACCUAGAACAGUAUAAUAGUUUACACACACACACACACACACACACAUAUACACACACAUAUUACAGGCCAGUGGAUUACUGCUUAUAUUUCAGAUUAUAUAGAUUUAAAUAGUCUAUAAAAUGAAUAUGAAAUCUGAUCUAUAGAUAUCUAAUAUUUAUUGCUUUUAAUAUAGAAAAUAGAAUAUUACCGUAGUCAGUUUUCUCUUUAUCAAGUAAUAUUUGGCCUGCACCUUCCUUAUGUGAAGCUAAUUAGGUCAAAUUUUGCUCUCAAUUACAGGGCAGUUACUCUUGAUUUACAGCAGUGUAACUUAACUUGAAUUUGUCCCAUUGGCUUAGAGGUGAUUUAAGUUUUAGGUCAAUUAUGGUUUUGUUUAUAAUUCUUGUAAAUGAUUAAAUAUUUCCACAUCAAUCAUAGCAAUUUUAAAGGACAGUGUUUUAAGAUUACAUUGAAAUUCAGUGGGCCCAAUCCAGCAAAAUAAUCUCUGGCUUUCUGUGCCACCAAGGUCCACAGGUUUCUAGGACCACAGAAGGUUGAGAGAAUAUUGAUGUGCCAUGAGGGAUCAAAAAAGAAAGAGAGAAAGAAAAAUCUUUACCAUGAGUGUUAACAAAUGCCAGGAGAGCAGGAAGUGCUCUGCUUCCCAAUUCUUAAUUCAUCUAUCUCCCAUCACAGCCAUGCAGCAGUGCUUUGUGGGUCUUCCCCAUCCCCAUAAUGACCAUUGGGUUGUUUGUAGGAGGGAGACCUCUACAAUAGGCAGAGUCCUGGUGUAUCCUCCCCUCCCCAGUUACUGUUUGUCUGACAAUGAGGAAGGGCAAGUGUCUAGACUAAGUAUUCUCUACUUCUCAGAAGAGACCUCCAAAAUGGAGUUGUCACCCACUGAGGUUCUAAGAUCUUAAGGCUAUGGCUCCUCCAAAUUUUUUUUCCAUCUGACUGACAUUCAGUCAGCCAGGGAAGAAUGAGCCUGUGAAAAGAUGUCAGGGCUGAGUGAGUUCGCCUGUUUCUCCAAUAUCAUGUCCAUAGAGCUGGGUUGCUAUAUAUUGCAAAUGGACUAUCCAUGAAAAGGGGUGCUCACAGAAUGCCUAAUCCUCAGCAUUCCUUAGUUGCUAGGUACUUCUCUCUCAAAAGAGGGAGCAGCAGCCUGUACAUCUUCAGAGCUCAGGAAAGCUCAUGGAACGUCUGUGGACCAGCAACUGCUGGAUAUGGCCAUAACAUUCUAAGUAAAAUCUUAUAUUUACUCUUUGGAACAAAUUCUCUGCUGGUGUCUCCACUGAAGUCAUUGGAGUUGUACCAGCAGAGCAUUGGUCCCUUCUGUUUUACAGCAGGGUCUCAAGAUAGGAUCUGGGUAUUUUUUAUGUUCAGACAAGCUGUAUUAAUUAAGACAAAUGAUGCUUGAUCAGUGUGACUGACCUUUGCAUUGUCCAUUGAUUUUGCAGGGACAUGUUUUUAAAUUCAUAUUUCGGAUUCACUUAGCAGAUACUACUCCAAGCCGCAAAUGUUGUUAAACUGAAUGGCUUUAAAAUGGGUUUUAUUUCAUUAGGCAGAAAUAUGUAUGAAUAUUAGAUAUAGUACAUAUUAGCUUUAGACCUUUUUUAUUUAUUUUUGUUAUUCCCUUGAUCUCCUCUCAUAAUGUUGUCAUUACUCAAAGCCUCUGAAUGUGCUGAACAUCCCAGAGCAGAAUAGUCCCUUGAAUAAUACUUGUAGCCUUCUCUACAGCAUUACCUAGUGGUCUUUUAUCAUCUUAUCGUGAGAACUAUUGUUGCAUUUUUCUAAAGUUAAUGCAGUCACAGAUUAAAUGUUUCAAGUAAAGUGAAAAUUAGGUUAGAAAACGAUUUUUAAAAAAUUUGUUCACAUGCAAAAUAGUCUAUUGUAAGUAGAUAUUGGAGCCAAAAUAAUAAAUAUAUCAGAAUCACAAAUGUUCUACUUUCUAAAGCCCUCUGAUCAUUUAACAUUUGUGAGGGCUAAAUUCUUUGUAUCUGAGUCUAAAUCUGUGCUUGUUUGCCCUGAAUCUAUUAGCUAAAAACAACUUUGUCAUAUUCUACUUGUCUGCAGUCUAAUAGUUUUAAUAAUUCUAUGCUUUCCGGUCUUAUUAGUCCCAUUUCAUUGUUUGGUUAUAAAAUUCAAGAUCACAAUAAUUAAAUGUGCAACACACAAAAAAAGAGUUGCAAUUCUUGCUUCAUAAAAUAUAUAUCUAAUUGUGUUGGUUUAUAUAAAUUAACCCACAUGCCUUCAACUGCAGAAUUAAUGGCUUUUAUAAACAUGUAUUUUAUGUACUCUGUAAUAAGAGAGACACUACAUUACCAAUAUUUCUUGUGCUUUUUCUGAAAGAUCUGUUAAGAUACACAAUAAAAAUCACACCUGAAAAUCA
Messenger RNA from Mauremys mutica (yellowpond turtle), 7212 nucleotides. It is a transcript of the gene PARVA, whose product is annotated as parvin alpha. The record is from RefSeq and is a predicted model, not a curated record. Gene Ontology annotation, cellular component: focal adhesion; cytoplasm; actin cytoskeleton. Gene Ontology annotation, molecular function: actin binding. Bases 316 to 1326 code for a protein of 336 amino acids. The transcript has 13 exons. Gene Ontology annotation, biological process: establishment or maintenance of cell polarity; actin cytoskeleton organization; substrate adhesion-dependent cell spreading. NCBI's taxonomy places the organism in Eukaryota, Metazoa, Chordata, Testudines, Geoemydidae.